Molecule: messenger RNA, 393 nt
Organism: Coprinopsis cinerea okayama7#130
Lineage: Eukaryota; Fungi; Basidiomycota; Agaricomycetes; Agaricales; Psathyrellaceae
Exons: 1
Coding region: 1-393 (130 amino acids)
Source: RefSeq, a predicted model, not a curated record
AUGCGUCGCACGGGGCUUUGCCCAGCCACUACAUUCAAGUUCCCACUGUUCCUCUGCUUUCAUCUUCUCCAGUCUCCCAACUUUUCGCCGCCGCCGUCGUUGUCGUCGUUGAACGUCGCUCUUCUCGUCGGCCUCUUCAUCUACGGUGCGUUGCUGCUUGUCGUCGUCGUUGUCGACGUCGACGGCGCCCCGUUUGCCACCGUCCCCAGAGUUGCUGAUUCAUUACCCCAGCUUUUCUCGUUCCACAGCAAAGCUAGGCGUCGACGGGGCGUCCUCUCCCUUCUCCGACACGUUCUCAACCACGGUCUCCUGCAUGCCCUCAACGUCCUCAUAGUCUCUGACCCCGGUCGAUUUCAACCGACACUCUACGUCCCCUGCGCUCAGCAUCGCUGA